Messenger RNA from Capsicum annuum, 864 nucleotides. RefSeq lists its product as uncharacterized. The coding region runs from base 1 to 864 and encodes 287 amino acids. The record is from RefSeq and is a predicted model, not a curated record. Lineage: Eukaryota; Viridiplantae; Streptophyta; Magnoliopsida; Solanales; Solanaceae. The transcript is spliced from 4 exons.
AUGAAGGAAUUGGUAAUCAGAAAGGACAGAAAAAAGAGGGGAGUGGAGGAUCAACCCAAGAUUAAGUGGGGUAGUUUGACUUUGGCAAGUGCGUUGGAGAUAGAGGGAAAGUUGACGACUCCGGGGGCUUGGAGAGUAAAGGGGAUGUGGAUAGGGGACUGGUGGUGGAAUGAAGAAGUCAAACGGAAGGUGAAGACUAAGAAGGUGGCGUAUGCUAAGUUGGUAAAGAUCAAGGAUGAUGAGGAGAAGUGGACGAAUAAAGAAAAGUAUAAGUUAGCUAGGAAAGAGGCUAAGGUAGCGGUUACUGCGGCGAAAACAAUGGCUUUCGAGAGCUUGUAUGCGGCUUUAGAGGAGAAAGAAGGGGAUAGAAAGUUGUAUAGUCUUUCCAAGGAUAUGGAAUGGAAGGUGCGUGACCUUGACCAAGUGAAGUGCAUCAAGGGAGAGGAUGACAAAGUGUUGGUGGAGGAUGCCCUCAUUAGGAAGAGGUGUAUCAAGGUGGAGGGGGUAAAGGGGGCUAUUCGCAGGAUGCGUAGGGGCAGGACGACUGGGACAGAUGAGAUUCCGAUGGACUUUUGGAAGAGCAUUGACGGGACAAAGUUGAGACUGAGAAGGAUCAUGCCAAUUUCCGAGAAUCAUUUUGGUUUUAUGCCAGAUCGCUCGAUUACUGAGGUCAUUUACCUCGUGAAGAGAUUAGUAGAGCAGUUUAAGGAGAGAAAGAAGGACCUGCACAUGGUGUUUAUCGAUCUUGAGAAGAUGUAUGACAAAGUUCCUAGAGAGAUAUUGUGGAGGUGCGUGGAGGCUAGAGGGGUGCCUGUGGCAUACAUUAGGUCGAUACAGGACAUGUACGAUGAUGCGAAGACUUGA